Molecule: messenger RNA, 2950 nt
Organism: Moneuplotes crassus
Lineage: Eukaryota; Ciliophora; Spirotrichea; Euplotida; Euplotidae
Source: the annotation of a GenBank genome assembly
CUCUAGAUAUAGAUUUAAUUAAUAAAAAUUCAUAUUCAAAAUAAAGAUGAUGACUCCAAUCUCAAAUGAAAUCACUGUAAACAAGUACAACCAUCGAGAACGCAAGGGGAGACAAGAGUCGGCUAAUUUUAAUGAAAAAUGAAAAGAAAUUGCCUUAGCCUCAAACUGAUCUUCUUCUCAGGCAAAAAAUGCUAGAAAUCAUAAAGAGAAUGAACAAUUCUUUCGGCCUGGCAAGUAUUCACAGCUAAAUAACUCAACCAGAUCAUCAAAAAGGGAAAAUGAUAAAUAAGAAAAAUAUCUUGAGCAGGAAGUCUGCAGCAAGAGCCUUUCUAAAUAAAGGUAUUAAAAAUCGUAGAGCCAUGUCAACUACUUCCCAAGAGAAUGGAAUUAUCGGCAAUUUUAAAACUCCUGUGCCUAAUAAGCCUGAGUUUUUCAGCGGGUCAGUGAGGCUACCUUUUAUUGCAAGCGGGGCAUCCCCUGUUUGCAGCAGCACAAAAGAGAUUUCGUUGCCUCAAGGAGCCACUCAUCAGUAUCCUUCCUCUAAGAUCUCAAGUUAUGCUGUUGGUAUUGGAAAAACUACUUCAACCAGUCACCUCAAAGCAACUGUCAGUGGAGGGACCUUUACCCUUACAGGAGGAAUGAACCAGGAUAAACAGAAAAGAAUUGAGUACAAACUCUCGCCUUCUGGAGGGAUUUCUCAAGUUGCAUCCACAAGAGUUAGUCAAGAAAGAGAGCCCCUUUCAAAGCCUUUCCAUCAUAAAUUCAGGCAAAAAGUAAUAUAAGCCCUGCAUCAACAAAGAGUUUAGUCAAGAAUCCAGCCAAGAACAGAUUUCCUUUGCCAUUCACUGGGAUUGAGUACCCAUUCAUUGAUGGAGGAGGUAUCACUUCAUACGGAAGAGACGGUAUUUUCUCUGAAAAGAAGCCCUAUAUAAAAACCUCAAAUGAUUUUGAAAAAUCUUGGAUCUAUUCAAUGCCUGAUAAAUCAAUCUGAACCCCAACACAAAGACCAAUCUAUAAGAAGAAAUCAAAAAUUGAUGCAAAAAGGGAACAGGUGGUGUAUGAUUGCUCAAAUCCCUCUCCAUUCUACACAGAUUCAUACCAAGCAACCCAGAACACCAUGAUUGACCUCAAUAGAGAAUAUGUGCCGAUGAAUGAGCGUGACUUAAUCGAACAAAAGACAAAAACAUCUGGUCCAAAAUUGGUCAAAGAUUUAUAUUACCGUAAUCUUCUUCCCUAUUACGCUAAGGAAAAUGAAGCUGACAAUACACUUAUAUUCGAAAGCAGGUUUGAGAGUGGGAACCUCCAAACUGCUAUCAAAUAAGUCUUCCUACGAAUACGAGCUUCUGCUUAAAACAGACUAUAACACUACUAACUACACUCAAUGGUUUUAUUUUAAAGUAACAAACAUGAAAAGGUGCGUGCCUUAUACUUUUAAAAUAGUAAACAUGGUCAAACCUAGCUCUCUUUACAGUCAGGGGAUGAAGGUUCUCAGCUAUAGCGUGAAAUCAUCUGAGAUAUCUUACCAAGGCUGGCAAAGAGUUGGGAAGAACAUUUCAUAUACCCAGAAUACGUAUAAAAAGAAAGGUGGUGGGAAAUAUUACACUCUUUCGUUCACAACAAAUUUUGAUUAUGACAAUGACUGAGUGUACUUUGCACAUUGAUUCCCUUAUACUUAUACGGACUUGAAGUACUUUCUUCAUGAUGUCUGUACAGAGAAGAUGAGAGGGAAGAUCAGGAAGACCUUUCUCUCUCGGACUCUCGCCGGGAAUGAAUUCGAAGGAGUCAUCAUCACUAACUUCACCUCUGCUCCUGAAGACAUUGCCGAGAGGCAAUGAAUCAUUAUCACUGGUAGAGUUCACCCUGGUGAGAGUAACUCAAGCUUCAUCGUUGAAGGAAUGAUAAAAUUCUUAGUAACCGAUGAUCAUGUUGCCAAAAGUCUUAGAAAUAUGUUUGUCUUCAAAAUCGUUCCGAUGCUCAACCCUGAUGGAGUAAUUGUUGGAAAUUAUCGCUGCUCUUUAGCAGGCUGUGAUUUAAACCGUCAGUGGAAAAAUCCUUCGGCAAGACUACACCCAGAAAUUCACGCAGUGAAGCAAAUGUUUAACAAAACUCUUCAAUGAAGAAGUGUUUUCCUUUACGUUGAUUGCCAUGGACAUUCUCGGAAAUAAAAAUUGCUUUAUGUAUGGUUGCAAUAAUAAAUCUGCCACAGGGUAUAACAAAUAUAAGGAGAAAAUCAUCCCUUUCAUGUUUGGAAAUAAUCAUGAUUCGUUUUCAUUCAAAGAUUGUAAUUUUGUGGUACAGAAAGCUCGAGAAGGAACUGCCAGAUAUGUUGUCCAUGACAAUUAUAAUAUUAUUAACAGUUAUACUCUAGAGGCAUCUUUCUUUGGACCUGAAAAAGGAAUUUACCAAGACUGCCAUUUCACUCCUACUCAAUAUAAUGAUAUAGGAAAGAAAUUUUGAUUCACCCUACUAGAUUACUGAGCGAUCACAGAUGAUCCUCAAAAGGACCUUAACGACAAACGAGGGGCAACUCUAGCCCUCAAGAACACCCUUCAAAAUCUCGAUAAAUACUUCUCCAAAGGCAAAGGGACAUCUAAUUCCUACCUAAAAUUCAUGUCCAAGGGUGACGAGAGUGAUAGUGCCGAUGACGACGCCGACGCCGAUGCUAACUCCCCCUCUCCAUGCCCUUCUCCCUCUCUCUCCCCACCUCUACCCUCCCCUUCAGCUCCAAACCCAACCAAGCCACUGCCAAAAUCCCUUCCUAAAAACCCAAAAUCCCGAAGAACCAAGGCUAAAUCCAUAACACUUCGUAAGUCCAGGACCAAAAACAGACAACAUACAGUGAAGAUAAGCGGGAAGAAUCUUAGAAGUACAGGGCAGAACUGGAAAAAUAAGAGGCCGAAGGGAAAGCAGAGGAAUAAGAGUAUUAGGUAGAAUUUAUAGUUCAAUUUUU